Messenger RNA from Carlito syrichta (Philippine tarsier), 1953 nucleotides. RefSeq names its product metaxin 3 (gene MTX3). NCBI's taxonomy places the organism in Eukaryota, Metazoa, Chordata, Mammalia, Primates, Tarsiidae. The record is from RefSeq and is a predicted model, not a curated record. Gene Ontology annotation, biological process: mitochondrion organization. Gene Ontology annotation, cellular component: SAM complex. The transcript has 8 exons. Bases 21 to 767 code for a protein of 248 amino acids.
GUAAAGGUCGGCCCCACAAGAUGGCGGCCCCCUUGGAGCUGAGUUGUUGGGGCGGCGGCUGGGGGCUCCCAUCCGUGCAUAGCGAAUCCCUGGUAGUGAUGGCUUACGCCAAGUUUUCUGGGGCACCCUUGAAAGUCAUCGUCAUAGAUGGCACCUGGAGAGGUUCUAGAGGCGAUGUGCCAAUUUUGACAACUGAAGACAACAUUGUUUCUCAGCCAGCAAAAAUACUAAACUUUUUGAGAAAACAGAAAUAUAAUGCUGAUUAUGAACUCUCAGCAAAACAAGGGGCAGAUACAUUGGCUUACAUCGCCCUCCUGGAAGAGAAGCUUCUCCCUGCAGUGCUUCACACAUUCUGGGUUGAGACUGACAAUUACUUUACUGUGACAAAGCCAUGGUUUGCUUCACGAAUUCCUUUUCCCUUGAGUUUGAUUCUACCUGGAAGAAUGUCUAAGGGAGCAUUGAACAGGAUUCUCCUGACCAGAGGACAGCCCCCACUCUACCACCUCCGAGAAGUGGAAGCACAGAUAUACAAAGAUGCCAAGGAGUGCCUAAAUCUUCUGUCAAACAGAUUGGGAACAUCUCAGUUUUUCUUUGGAGAUACGCCUUCUACCUUGGAUGCCUAUGUUUUUGGUUUUCUUGCACCUCUUUAUAAAGUACAGUUUCCUAAAAUUCAGCUACAAAAACAUCUGAAACAGCUUUCUAACCUGUGUCGCUUUUGUGAUGACAUCCUAAACAGUUAUUUUAGGCUUAGUCUUGGAGAUGGAUGACAAUCUUCGCCAAAGCCCUCAGCUUCCUCCUCGGAAACUGCCAACGCUUAAAUUGACUCCAGCGGAAGAAGAAAGUAAUUCCUUCCAGCGGCUGUCACCCUAGCAGUCAUCAUGCUCGUGACCCAAGUCAGAUGAUUUUUGCAGUAAUCUCUCACACAGGAUGUGUGAAUGCAAAGAGAAAAUACUGUAAUUGGUAUAAGGACGACUCUAAAACAAAAGGAACUUUCUAUGACAUCUAUUUUUUUUAUUAUUAGGAAGCUUAUAUUCUAGUUUGGCAAUGUAUUUUAAAUAAUAUCAAAGUGAAUGCUAUUGAACUAAGUGGGUGGGGGGAAGAAAACACAUUGUACUGUAUACAAAACAGCACUGCCUUAAUCUUGGCAGAUUUUUGCCUUUGGUUCACAUGCUGCUGACCAAAAGCUAUAAUUCUGUUCUGAAUGUGCACUCUUAAUUUAUUUACUUAGUUAAUUUAUUCAGUUUACUAACUUAGUUUGUGUAGACUAGUCUCAACACCUAACAUGUGGCUCUUUGGCUGAAGCUGUUUUCUUCUGUUUGAAAAUCUGAUGCCUAUUUUAGGAACUAGGAAAAAAAAUUACUUUCAUAGAAAAGCCUGCUUUUAAAAAGUGAUGAGGAAUGUGCUUUUUAAUUAUGCUCUCAUAAGUCUAACCUUUUGGGGGUUUAGUAGCACAUAUAUAAAUAUGAAAGACAGUUAUAUACAAUAUUCAUCUGAUGAUAUGCACUUCAGUAUAACAUUAGUAUUUGCAGUGUGUUCAGUAUAGAAUAGCAAGGGCUGUUUUAAUUUACUGGGUGAAUGUGGCAGCUUUAGACCUAUGUCUUUGUACUUCUUUAAUUCUUGUUGUCUUUCUUGUAUUGAUUCCAGGAGAACUGAUUGUAUUGGUCAUCGUUAUUAAGCUAGGCUGUAAAAUCUUAUUGAAAUUUGCCAGUUGUUAGGCACUACUCAGGAGAAGUCCAUGGCCAAGGUAAUAGAAAUACCUACUGUGCAUCUGGUCCAAGUUCUCUGUACUCAGCUAAGGCCAGUAUUCUUUUACAAGAAGCUUAUCAUGUAAUCAAAAGCAUUCUGGCAACCAAUUAUUUUCCAUAUAUUUUAACUACAGUUGAAGGAGCCAAAGGAAUAAACAGAGAUAGCAGAUUUUUAAGAAUAUUUUCUGUUUAUUGGUUGCUGAACUGU